GCGAUGCGCCCCUCCCCCGCAUGAGCGCCCGGGGCAUGGCCGGCGCCGAGGGCUCGCCGGAGGGCCCGGCCCUCGGCGGCGUCGACCCGUUCGAGCAGGCCAGGAAGGCGCUGUCCCUGCGGACCCCGUUCGAGGGCGAGGAGACGGCGUCCAGGGCGCCCACCCUGCCCGCGCGCCUCGUCAGCUGGUCGGGGCCCAGCGACAGGCGGAAGAAGCACAAGAAGCUCGAGCUCCCGGACGCGGCCGCCGAGGAGCGCCCGCCGCAGCUCAACGCGGCGGCGCUCUCCUCCGGGAAGAAGGGCGCGUGGGACCACUUCGAGGCCUAUUUCAGGCCGGUCACCAUGGGCGACGUCGAAAUGUUGACGCCCAAGCUCCCCUUCGCCCACGGGAAGCUCGACCCCUGCCUCGCCAUCCCAUUCCUGGGCACCACCGAGGACUUGCUGGACCAAGGCGAGACGUUUGAUGUCGCUGUCGCCGAGACGAGCUCCUACCUGGGCGUGGGCGGCGAAGAGGUCGUCAGUACCAAGGAGCGCAGUGGGCAGACCAUGGAUUUUGUCAGUAACAUGAGCGUGGAGCAGGGCAUACAUGAUGUGGUCGUGCAGCAGCUGGUUACUACCGGAGAGCGUGGUGAGCAGAGCCUGGAGCAGCGCUUACAUGAUGCUGUUGUGAAGCGGGAGUGGCCAAUGGAAGUGGAGCAAGGUAGUAGCAGCGGCGGCACCGCGUCACCAGCAUGUGCAGAUGAGGCAGGCACAUCGCUGCAUUGGCUGCUAGGAGCAAGGCAGCGAGUUGUGCUCACUUCUGAGAGGCCAAACAAGAAGAGGAAGCUCAUAGGUGUGGAUGCUGGGUUGGAGCAGCUUGUGCUGCUUCCACGCCUGGGAUCUCAGGCUGGGACGAUGUGCGAUGUUUGCUGUUUGGGAGAGACUGAAAUGGCGUCCAAUAGGAUGCUUUGCUGUAAUAACUGCAAGGUUUCCGUGCACCAGUGGUGCUAUGGUUUGCAUGUUGUGCCAGAUGGCCAGUGGUUGUGCACUUGGUGCAAGUAUGUGAAGUCGACAGGGUGCUCAUUGAAGAAAGAUGCAGGCAUCACCCUUUCAAUGCCGUGUUUGCUAUGCCCAAAGGAGAAAGGGGCCCUAAAACCUGUAAUAGGGGAGCCUAGUCGAACUGCAGAUGGAGGCAACCUAAAAUUCGCACACUUGUUUUGUACUCUUUGGAGGCCAGAGGCUCUUGUGGAGGACAUGGAUUCAAUGGAGCCUAUUACAAAUGUUGGAUGGGUGCAAGAGAAUCAGAGGAAACUGGUGUGUAACAUUUGCAAGGUUAAGCAUGGUGCAUGCAUUCGAUGCAGCCAUGGGGCCUGCCGGACAGCCUUUCAUCCUAUAUGUGCACGAGAGUCCAAGCACCAAAUGGAGAUAUGGGGAAAAUUUGGACUUCCUAAUGUUGAGCUGAGAGCGUUUUGCUCAAAGCAUUCUUCAGUUGGAUAUGUCAACUCUGUAGGGAAAGGUAAUAAUGCAUCUGAGCAGAGUCCUACAGAAGUGAGGCUGAAUGAUGCAAAUCUCGGCAGUGGAAAGAUACCAAAACUGAGAUUCACACGCAAGAAAAAGGACAGAUCCUUGAACCAUGAAACCAGUAGCUUUAACCCUGAUAAUCUUAUCAAAGUAGAGACGAUGGAGCAUGGUGCUUUGCCCCAUAAGGUUAGAAAUUUAAAUGCUCAAGCAACUCGAAGUAUGGAAAUUGAUACUGAUCAUCCCUCAGUUGGUGAGAAUCUUAUGAGAAACUCUGGUGAUAUUGCUAUGGUGCUUAAAAAGCUAAUCGAAAGAGGGAAUGCUAGCGUGAGUGAUAUAGCAUCCGAAGUGGGUAUUUCUUCAGCAUCCUUGGAAGCUGCUCUCGUGGGUGAAACCACGACCUUUUCCCAUGGGUUGAAGUUGAAAAUCAUCAAGUGGCUUCAAAAAUCUGCACAUAUACUAGCUGUUCAAGCUCUUAAAGGGAGCUCAGAUGUGGUGCAAGAUAACAAACUAGAUGGGUCUGACAGUACAGAUAGUGGCAAUGUGAAGAGUUCAUUAGUCCUAGAGGACAAAGGAGCUACAUUUGAGAUGUCAGAUUCUGCUGUACCAAAACCCUCAUCACCAAGAUCUAAAGAUAAUGACAAGAUUCUUGAAGAAGAGAAGGCAAUACGUUCAACUGGAACUACUUUUGAAAAUGGAAAAAAGAACGUAGUUAAAGGAAGUGCUGAUCGUGAGUAUUUUCUUGCUGAAGAUCUUGCAAAAGAAUAUACUGGAAAUUUGUCCCUAAUUGGAGGCAAGGAUACUGCAAAGGAAGUAGAUGAAAAAUUGAUAUCAAACAGCAGCUCUGGCAAUAAAGUAUUUGAUACUUCCAUGGAGAUACCAAAUCAACUUCAAGGUACAUCACUUAGAAGGAAAAGUAACGACUUGACUGAGGCUGAACUUGGCUCGGAAGUGGAGGAGUGUGUAUCUUCAUUGGAUAAAACCUCUUCUUGGGGUGAUAAUGCUAAACAUGGGUCAGAUUCAGUUGAAAAUGGCGUAUGCAAUCAUCAUGAUUGUAAUAUGGAUCACGUUCAUGGACAGCCUUUUUUGAACUUUGAUGAUUCUCAUUCUUACAUUCAUCCAUUUAUCAAGACAAAGAUUGCUCAUCUUUGGAACCAUGAUUUGAAGCAGAAUAAGCAGACACAGUAUCAUCCUGAAGAGCAAUUAUGCUCUUCCGAUGAGAAAAGACCUGUGGAUUCCUCAGUAGAACUUACGGAAACAACAGGAAUUGAUGUGACAGAUCAACUUUCUAAGGCAAAAGCUCUGGGAAUCCUUGAUCAUUCGCCUGAUGAUGAAGUAGAAGCAGAAAUGUUGUUCUUACAAGCUAGUCUGCUUGACAAUGCUAUGGUUCUGAAGCAUAGAUGCGAAGACUUAAUAGUAAAGGUUGUCCAGAAUCUUUCUUGCGAGUUGGAUGUUUUCAGUAAAAGAAAAUGGGACUUCAUCCGUGUCAAUCAGUUUCUUCGUGACGUUAGAGAAGCUAAGAAACGUGGCAGAAAAGAGAAGAGACAUAAAGAAGCCCAGGCUGUACUAGCAGAAGCUGCCGCUGCUGUUGCAGCCUCCUCGCGUAACUCCACUGUGAGAAAAGAUGCAAAUGAUGAUGUACUCCGUCGAGAGAGUUCUCCGAAAUUUGGUGCUGGAUCUUCAAGAGUUGCCCAGCGGACUCCUUCAUUACCACGGCCCAAGGAUUCAUCAAAGCCAUCCAACAGCAAAGUCUCACAAGUUACUAACUCCGGCAUUUUUCAUAUGCCAAUUUACUCAAAAGAAAAUGCACUCUACUGUGAUGUAUGCUUGCGGGGUGAAACUGUGUUGAACCGAGUAUCUGUCUGCUCCGGAUGCAAGCAGGCUGCUGUCCACAUAGAUUGCUAUAAAUAUCUAGAGAUAUGCAUUGGCCGCUGGAAAUGUGAACUUUGUGAAGAUAUUUCACCAGAAGAUGCUAGCUCUAGUGAUCAAUCUGACAGUAAUGGCACAAAAUUAUCCCUGGUACGAUGUGCUCUGUGCCAUGGAACAUCUGGUGCUUUUAGAAAGACUAUAGAUGGGCAGUGGACUCAUGCGUUCUGUGCUGAGUGGUUGUUGGAGACGAAGUACAUGAGAGGACAAGAUGAUCCAGUGAGCGGAAUGGAAACCCUUGUAAAGGAGAAAGAUACUUGUUGCGUCUGCAACAUCAAAGUUGGUGCGUGUCUCAAGUGCAACAGUGAGGACUGCCACACCACUUUUCAUCCUUCUUGUGCUAGAGAUGCUGGUUUCUACAUGAACACUAAAGGAUUUGGGACUGUGGCGCAGCACAAGGCAUACUGUGGCAAACACAGCAGCGAGCAGAAAGAGACUGAUGCCUGGAAGUACUGGCCCGAGGAAGUCAAUAGCUUGAAAAGGACGAGGGUUGAGUUGGAGAAGUUCCGCCUCUUAUGUGAGAGGGUAAUUAAGAGAGAGAAGGUGAAGAGAGAGACAGUUCUGUGUGACCAUGACAUACUCGCCAAAACCAAGGAUACUGUUGUUUUCUCCUACCGAACACCCGGAGCUAGUUCAGAAUCUGCCACUACUUCGGUUAAUAAUAAAUCAUGCAGUGGAACCAUGCAACGAUCUGAUGAUGUCACGGUGGAUAGCAGUAUUUCUGGGAUAAAUACCGUCAGAUUUUCCCUUAAUAACAGAGAUGCUGAGGGAAACACAGCUGAUAGCUCAAGGACACUGAUAUCUUUCAAACGGAAGUUCAGUGAGAGGGGGCCACUUGCUGGUAAGCGACUUCCACAAAGAUCAGUGAAUGCCCUACUGAAAUUGGAAGAUGGAAAACAAAAAACAAAAGAUAAUAAGCAGGCAGAAACCUUUCAAAAGGAGCUGGUUAUGACAUCUGAUCAAGCGUCCACACAGAACCAACGCCUUCCAAAGGGAUAUGCAUAUGUACCCCGUGAUUCUCUUUCUAAAGAGAAACCAUGGAAACGAAAUACACAGACCCAUGAACCACAAGAGCCUGGUGGAUAGGGAUAGCUGAAAUUCACAAAAAAUUUGCAUGCCUAGUGUUGUCAACUGAAAAGCACAAGCAUCAAGCAGUGCUGGCCUGUGCUUUUGCUGCAAGGAUUACCAAACUAAUUGGAAUCAAGGUGUAGAAUGAUGCAAACCAAACUAGUUGUGAAUGAGUGUUUGGUAUGGGCUGGGGUGACUUGGAUGAAUGGAAACAUAGGUGCAAUUCACCUAGCAGGGCUAUACAAAGACGCCUGUCACCUGUGUAUAUAGAUUUGUUUUUUAGAGUACAGAUUUUGUAAUUUUUCCUUGUACAUUCCUACCUUUUACAAAUGCAUAGUUUAGUUAUGCAAAAGAGAGUGAGAAUCACCAUUCCUUUUUGGCUGUAGAAGAAAAUAAGGGACCUGGAAUGACUGCUGGGAUGGCAUUCCACCUGUGAUUGGGAGGACGCAUUUGGUAAUAUCUAUCUAACAAGAUCUGAUUCAUGUUAUUUGUAGGAAUGGAGACAGUGAAAGCAGUCCGAUAGACUGGACCAGCUACUAAUGUUGAGCAGGCAGUUACCGGUGAGAGCCGGUAUAGCACAGGCCAAGAUUGGAUUGGUCCUUUUUGUGUUGAUUGGUAUCAGAUGGUCGUCUGAUGGAACCAGUAGGCUUUUGUAUAUAUAUUAUUCUAGGAUUAACAUGAUUUAUGCUGACAACAGCAAAGGGGAAGUUAACAUGGUUACCAGAUUUUCCAGUUAUGUGCUGGGAUUCAGAUAUUUUGGUCUGAGACAGGUGUUUUCCGCUUGCCGUCCAGAUUUGUAAGUUUGGUCAAAUGUGUUGGCUUGUCCUGCAAGCUGCACUGGCAAUGUAAAGGCAUUUGUUCAGUUUUGUAAUGGUAACUGUUGCCAUUAAUUGUGCUUGAA
Molecule: messenger RNA, 5391 nt
Organism: Triticum dicoccoides
Lineage: Eukaryota; Viridiplantae; Streptophyta; Magnoliopsida; Poales; Poaceae
Exons: 19
Coding region: 21-4508 (1495 amino acids)
Biological process (GO): regulation of transcription by RNA polymerase II
Source: RefSeq, a predicted model, not a curated record